AUGCGAUGCUCAACAAGAGAAGAAGAAGUCGAAGAAAUCAAAGAAGACAGAGGUGAGUCUUCGGAAAAAGGGGUGAAAGCAGAACAAAAGAAGCAAGAGCUAAUAGUUACAUCUCGAACUGUUGAAGAGGUGUCUCCUGUUUUAACUUCAGUGGCUGAUACACCGCUUAUCGAAGCCUCUCCAUCAAAAGACACGAUUCCUUCGAAGACGGGGGUUUUUCGAAGACUAAAAAUCAAAAGCAAAUCUCAGUUGGUGAAGAAAACACAGGUUACUCAUCAAGGGGUUACUGUUCGAGAAAUUCCAGCUCCGGUGUCUCCAUCUUCUAAGAAACGAAGGGCUGCAGAUAUGGCAAAAUUUUUGAAGAAAACCCAACGUAUAGAAGAAGUGGAACAAGUUCCUGAGACUCCUGAAGAGGAAAUUCCUAAAGAAGUAGAGCUUCUUCAGUCUACUGAAAUUUCGAAGCGUGAUGAUAUAAAGCUCAUUGAACCAACAUCUUUACCUCAGGUUACUUCCACAACUGAUUCUCCAACAUUCCAAUCUAUUAUGGAUCAACCUUUCACCACUAUAUUCUCAACACAAUCAACCGAUCCACCAAAUUCAUCAUCACCUGUUGCUGAAACCAUGGUGUGGAUGAGGAAACUGAUAACGAAGGAUUUGGAGGAACAUUCGAAGCUCUUUCUUUUGAUAAAGCUGAAGAAGAUUUCCCUGACCAUAUGCUGA
Molecule: messenger RNA, 720 nt
Organism: Lactuca saligna
Lineage: Eukaryota; Viridiplantae; Streptophyta; Magnoliopsida; Asterales; Asteraceae
Source: the annotation of a GenBank genome assembly